AGGCGGCUGCGCGGGGCCCGCGGGCGGCGGCGGCGGCUGGUGAGUGCUCGGCCCGGGCGCGGAGGCCUCGGAGGUCGCCGGCCGCGCAGUCUAGGUCGCCCCCAGCCUACCCUCCGCCCUGCGGCCGGCGGCCCGGCGGCGCGGGCUGGGAACCUGGGGUCCCUGGAACUUUAUGCUUCAAGUUGCCCGCGUCCCCGGGUCCAUCUGGGCGCACGCCGACUCUGCAGAGCUGCCACUGGGCGAGUCGGGGAGGCGGCGUGUGGCCUUGUGAGCUCCGGACUGAGGGUCCUCCCCUGGGCCGCCGGCAUCAGGUUGUCUCGUUCUCUUGACACUUGUCACCUUUGUCUCCCCCUCCCCCCAAGGCUGGCGCGCCCGUGAGUGGAGACAUCCAAGACUGUAUGGAAAUUACUGGAGAGAAAAGUGCCUCCAGAGGAGCAGAGCUCACGUUUGGCCGGUUUGUGAUGACUGAUGAUUCUCUCUAACGCGAUGGCAUGGACCACAAGGAGAAAUAAAUUCCCGUCGCUGAUUGCAAAGUAAAAAAGAAGCAGGCGACAGCCCGAGGGCUGCCGGGCGAAAGAUGGACCCUUGUGAAGAUCUAGAAGUGCCCAGCAGUAAAUUUCAUGACUCCAGGGGCCAUGAACCUAGUGAACUUGAAGGAGCCCAGGCCAGCGGUCCCGAGGCCCUGGGGAAAGAAUGCGAGGAGAUGAGGAGCCAGAAAUGCCGCCUGCAGAGCAAGUCCGGGGGGAGCAGGCGCAGGGAACAGCAAGAUCGAAACAGAGUUUCUGAAGAACUUAGAAUGGUUGUCCAAGAAAUGAAGAAAUACCUGCCGUCGGAGAGACACAGUAAGCGGAGCACCCUAGAUGCCCUCAACUAUGCCCUUCGCUGUGUACACAGUGUGCAAGCAAACAGUGAGUUUUUCCAGAUUCUCAGUCAGAACGGAGCACCUCAAGCAGAUGUGACCGUGUACAGUCUUGAAGAGCUGGCCACUAUUGCUUCAGGACACACUUCCAAAAACACAGAUACCUUUGUGGCAGUUUUUUCAUUUCUGUCCGGAAGGGUAGUGCACAUUUCUGAACAGGCUGCUUCGAUCCUGAAUUGUAAGAAAGCUUUCUUGGAGUCCUCUCAUUUUGUUGAACUGCUCGCCCCUCGAGAUGUGAGGGUCUUCUACGCACACACCGCCCACGCUCAGCUUCCCUUCUGGAACAACUGGACCCAAAGAGCAGCCGCGCAGUACGACUAUGCUCCUGCGAAGUCCUUUUUCUGCCGCAUCCGUGGAGGUGAAGACAGCGAGCAGGAGAAGCGUUACUCCCCAUUCCAGAUCCUGCCCUAUUUGAUUCAUGUGCACAGCCCUGCCCAGCUGGAAUCUGAGCCCUGCUGUCUCAUGCUGGUCGAGAAGGUUCACUCUGGCUACGAAGCUCCCCGAAUCCCAGUGGAUAAAAGGAUUUUUACCACAACACACAGCCCAGGGUGUGUUUUUCUUGAAAUAGACGAAAGAGCCAUGCCUUUGCUGGGUUAUCUACCUCAGGAUUUGAUUGGAACAUCUGUCUUAACGUAUUUGCACCCAGAAGACCGCUCUCUCAUGGUCGCCAUACACCAGAAAGUCUUGAAGUAUGCAGGCCAUCCUCCCUUUGAACAUUCACCCAUUAGAUUUUGUACUCAAAAUGGAGAUUACAUCAUAUUGGAUUCCAGCUGGUCCAGCUUUGUGAACCCAUGGAGCCGGAAGGUCUCUUUCAUCAUUGGUCGGCAUAAAGUUCGAACGAGUCCACUAAAUGAGGAUGUUUUUGCUACCAGAAUAAAAAAGAUGAACAGUAAUGACAAAGACAUAACAGAAUUACAAGAACAAAUUCACAAACUUCUCUUACAGCCGGUUCAUGUGAGUGCCUCCAGUGGCUACGAAAGCCUGGGAAGCAGUGGCUCACAGGAGCACCACCUCAGCGCAGCAUCUUCCAGCGAGUCCAGCGGGCACUGCACGGAGGAGGCACAGAAGGAACCAUUGACGUUGCAGCAGGUGUAUGCCAGUGUAAACAAGAUCAAGAAUCUAGGUCAGCAGCUCUACAUUGAGUCAAUGACCAGAUCACCAGAUAAGCAAGUGAUGGGCACACGCGUGGGCCGGCUUGGAGAUGAGCAGAAGGCCUUUUCUUCUUUCCGGACAUUGAAAAAUAAUAGCGUGUACACUGAGUCUUGUGAGGAUUUGAGAAAAGAUCAGCAUAGCCCAUCCUAUCAGCAGAUAAGCUGUAUUGAUAGUGUUAUCAGAUACCUGAAGAGCUACAACAUUCCAGCUUUGAAAAGAAAGUGUAUAUCCUGUGCAAACACAACUUCUUCAUCCUCAGAAGAAGACAGAGAAAACCACCAGGCAGAUGAUGUCCAAGCAUCGCAAGCUGUUUCUCAGAUCCCAGCCGUACCUAAAUCAGAAAUGCCCACCAGUGGACGGUGCACAGACGCUGAAGCGGGAGCUCCCCAGACCCUGUCCGCGGUGGCGCUGCGCCUGGGCUCUGGCAUCAGCCAGUGCAGUUACAGCAGUGCCAUCGUCCACGUCCCACCCCUAGAGUCAGCAGAAUUGACUCCGGCAGAGGAUGCCCCCCAAGCGCUUGAGCCCUGGACCCUAAGCACCCACCCGGCUCCACUCACCUCGGAGGAACGUAGGCACGGGGGGCUCACACAGGCAGUCCUGUCAGCCCACACACAGAAGGAAGAGCAGAACUAUGUUGAUAAGUUCCGGCAAAAGAUGCUGUCCUCACCCUACAGCUCCUAUCUUCAGCAAGAAAGUGGAAGCAAAGCUCAAUAUUCACAUGUUCAAGGAGAUUCGACUUCCAGGCAGACCCGGUCAGCCGGUUGCCGGAAGGGGAAGCACAAGUGGAAGAAGCUGCCUGUGCCGUCAGAUGGCAGAAGCUCCAAGGACACCUUCUGUCCCCACUGCAGAGGAGAGGUCCAGAACGUUCAGCCCCACUGCCCCGCCCCUGCCCUGCCUCCUCCCGCCACCGGCCUGUCCUUCCCAGCUGCAGUGAUGGUUCCUGGCCAGGCCCCUUAUCUCAUACCAGCUUUUCCCCUCCCAGCCGUGAGCCCUCUGGGAAGAGAACACACAGCAUCGGGUGCUGCACUGGAGUGUCUCCAUAAGCCGCUUCUGUCCAGCGGCUCGCAGUCUGUUUCAGCUCUCCCUUCUCCUCACUUAGACACUUUCUUGACCAUUUUCCUGCAUGACCCCCCUAUGUGUCCUCUGUUGUCACCAUCAUUCUCCCCAUAUCCACUUUUGGGAGCAACAGGCUUUUCUGAAAUACCAUCCUCAGUAUCAGCAAUGGCUCCAAACCUGGAACCACCGUCUUCAGUCGUCAGCCAAAGGAGAGAUGAGGAGAAAUGGGAGACACAAAGUGAAGAGCACCCGUUCCUUAGCUCAAGGAGCAGCUCCCCACUGCAGCUAGACUUACUGCAGGAAGCCCUGCCCAGAUCCUGGGAGUCUUCAGACCCGACGAGAAGGGAUGUUUGCCCAGAAGCUGAGUAUCAGAGUGUUACAGGCAGCAGUGGGAAUAGCAACAGUCAUUUUAUGGCCGGUGAGCUGUCCAUGGUGUUACUCCGCCAGGAGUCUCCGUCUGGAACUGGUUCUGCAGCAUCAGGAAGCAGUGACAGCAGUAUAUACUUUGCUACGAGUGAUUUUUCUUCUGAAAUCACCCCAAAUGGGCAGCAAUCUCAGGAUUACUCUCAGAGAAAAGAAACACUUCCCACUGUAGCUGAAGAGUCCAUCUGGAGAAUGAUAGAGCGAACCCCUGAGUGCGUUCUGAUGACAUACCAGGUACCAGAAAGGGUUAAAGAAAUUGUACUGAAAGAAGACUUAGAAAAGCUAGAAAGCAUGAGGCGACAGCAGCCGCAGUUUUCUCACGGACAGAGGGAGGAGCUGGCCCAGGUGCAUUCCUGGGUUCAGAGCCAGACUGUCCCUCAAGACAUAGACAUCCGGGUAGGCACAGUCAUAAAGCUGUCACCUGACAGAUGUCAUACCAGGCAGUGUGGUAGGCACUCAGUAUACGUUGCAUCAUCCCACUGAAACUUUAAUCCUCACAGUUACUUCUGGGGUAGGUGUGAUUGUCCCUGCUUUACCAAUAAACAGACAACACAGUAAGGUGUACAGGUAGGAAGUAGUUUGUAUAAGGUUACACAGUUCAUCAGAUUUUGAAUACAGGUGUUUUGACUCCAAGUGUUUUCUUUUUUUCCACCAGUUGGAAUGGUUAUGGGGCAAUAAGGAGUAAAGAGGCCUCCUUUGAUCCAUGAUUGACUGGAAAGGAGAGGCUAAGAGAUUCGAAUUUCAGAUAUGCAUGGGUAUUUGAGAAGAGUUAAAACUCAAAAUGUAAGAUUCACACCAGGGAUAGUGUUCAUACUUGGAGCCCAAGAGGCGUUCUUGAUGUUGUGAGAUCUUCUCGAUGAGAUCAUAUGUGAACACCCUGAACACUGCAGCUUUGAUUUACCGCUGGUCCCAGUGAGUGGCUCUGUACCGAUGGUUGUGACAGUUGUACUAGUAAUGAGGUCUGUAUUCCCACAAGAUGUGGGAGGUGAUGUGUGAAGUUAAAAAUUACAGCAAGAGAACAAAUUUAGGUAUUUAAAAAAGUGUGAUAUUAAGACUUAUGGAGUAAACAAGUCAUUAGAAUCCUCCCUACCCCUGUUUUUAAAGAAAAGAAUAAAUGCCUGACACUUAACAACUGUUAGAUGUGGUCUCUCCAAAAAGCAGGAGCUGGGCUGGUUACUUAAGUGUCUUCAUUUUUAAAAUAUAUUGUUUUUCUGAUUUUUGAGUACAAGAUUAUAUGAAGAAUGAACCCCAAAACAGUUUAAACAAAAGUAUUUAAACAGUUGCUGUCAUUUACCUUCUGAUAAUAAGGAAUGAACUAAUAACGGGUAUUCUUAGACAUGAGUAAGUUGGGUAAAUAGACGUAGAUUGCUGGGUCAGCAUUUUAUUGAUCUUGAAACUUUUCGGAUGACAUUACAUCAAAUAACCUACCUGCUCUUGUCCUUUUUUGGAGGGCUGUGUCACUUGCACAAACAAGGGGUCACUUGGUGAUGCUACAGAAUCCUGUGGUCAGGAUGCGUCAGAAGACACCAGUUGAGUGACUAUGGAGAUGGACCUGCACAUGCUUUCCAGGGCCUACUGGACAGCUAGACUUCUUUGUGUAUUUCUUUAAACCCCUGACUCUUAAGCGACCAUGAAGUUGUCAUUGAAUGUUAAGGUUUUUCCUUCUUGACUUUUUAAUAGACAUCAUUUUUCUGAAGCAUACGUCGUAUAUAAAAUCUGCUUCUCUCUUUGUCCACAGUGUAUUAAAACUGUCAUUUAGGCUCUUGUUCUGGUUUAACUGUCUUUUAAAGAGAUCAGAUGGCCUCUAAAGAGGUAUGUGUGUACAGCAAAAUGAAUUAUCACCCAAAAUAAAUUAUAUUUAGAAAUGUUUGUGAGGAGCCCCAAACCUUAGCCUCCUUUACUCUGUUCUGUUGUAGCAUAAAUCAUUUUGCCGGGUAGAGUACCUGAGGAAAUCCCACCCACAGGCCAUACACUUUUCCUAAUGAUUCCAUAACUUAGUACUUUCAUCUGGUCUUCGCACAGCUGGAUGCUGCCCCUCCUUGCUUAAGAUCAGACAGUCCAGGUUUCUCACAACACGUCACUUUCAUAUUUACCAAUAUUAAAAUAUAUUGCCCAUUGGUAUACUGGACGCACCUGGUUCUUAGGGUUGAAUAUGGACCUUCAUUCUUGUAAAUGCCUUUCCCUUUGAUUUUCCACCGUACACUGAAACUCUGAAAGUCUUACCUUAAAUGUCAGUCACCUUGCAAUGGGCUCAUCCCUUGGACAGUUUAAAUGAGCGUUUGCAUGUGUAAUGUUAAAACAAAAGACCAUCUAACUCAACCAGCGGUAUUUCCCUUUUUAAUGUUUUUGUUUUUAAAAUAAUGAUUAUAAAAGUUUCAAAAGUCAUGUAAAAAUUAAUAUUGUUCUUAUAUCCAUAUAUGUUUAAAUGUUGUCUUACCAAAACUAGCAUUUAACUUUUUCUUUCCAACCAAUUUACACGAAAGAGGCCUCUUCGUCCCUGCCAGAGGGCUGACGGGCACGGCCUCUGUCUGCCCCUGAGCAGGGUGAGUGGUGAGGGCUGCGCAGUGAGAAGAGGGUCCUGGGAGCUCUGCAGCCCUAGCCCAGGGGCAGGGUCUGCCCAGGUCAGUGCUUCCAACACAGAGUGAGGGGGUGUUUACUUGAGAAGUCAGCUCCCCUUUCUGUAGAGAAGAUUCCUUCUCAAACUGGGAACGACAGACGCGGUUCACACUCAUGCAGAUCAGAAAAAGGAAUGGAAGAAAAGGAAGGUUACAGUAACCUUUUAUCUUUUAUAUGACAUGCAACAAACUAACUUAUUGUUAUUUUG
Molecule: messenger RNA, 6374 nt
Organism: Equus quagga
Lineage: Eukaryota; Metazoa; Chordata; Mammalia; Perissodactyla; Equidae
Gene: PER3
Product: period circadian regulator 3
Exons: 20
Coding region: 578-4033 (1151 amino acids)
Biological process (GO): circadian regulation of gene expression; negative regulation of transcription by RNA polymerase II; entrainment of circadian clock by photoperiod
Cellular component (GO): cytoplasm; nucleus
Molecular function (GO): transcription cis-regulatory region binding; transcription corepressor binding
Source: RefSeq, a predicted model, not a curated record